AGAACUGGAAGCCAGCCCGCGUUGCUUUGAUAUAAAAUUAUGAAAUUUUGCAUGAAGCAGAAACGGAUAGCAUUAUUUUUACUACUGACGAAAAGGAUUGCAAUCGAAUCUUAUGCGCUGUAACGCUUCUGCCGGGAUGGACGAAAUUUUGUCCGAUAAAUGAAAUCCUAAAAUAGAGCAACGCGGCGCCUAACGGGACCCUAACCCUUCCUUAUAAUAACUAAUGUGCUCGAAUCAGACCGGUUCCGGUGAUAAUGUGCAUGUGUCCAGGCGGUGCUUGGGCUUGGAUUUGACCAAGUAUGGGCCGGUAGCAGCCUCACGGACUGCCUGUCAGAUCUGAUGAAGCCCGCGGUGGAGGGGCGUGUGACUCCUCUACCCCAGCCUAAGACUUCUUCUCCAGUCCCAGCCUAGGACUUCUUCUCCACCCCAGCCGAGGGUUUCUCCAGCGCCGGUGACGUGCGCUCGGGGGGGGAUGAACUUAAUUCAGUUCUUCAAAGGAAGGAUUGACUGUCUUCGUCUUCUUUAACCUCCUGACUGCUUGCUCUGCUCUGCUCUGCUCACCCCGCCCAGCGCUGCUCUCAGCAGACCCCUGUUUGAUCUGGGUUGUCACACUCUCCUCCAAGUCUUAAGGAAACGGCAGCAGCAGCAGGAGCAGCACGGUGCUCUCAUUUACUGAUAAAAAAGGGAACUGUGUAUCCCAGGGCUGAUCUGUCUCCUCGUCCACAGCACAGAGCCUACUUGUGCUCAUUCUAAGCUCCGGCGUCUGGAAAGCGUUUUGUCUUUUGGGGAGCGCAACUGAUCAUACGCCUCCUGUCCCGUCCGGUGACACACCAGGACCAGUACCGCCAUCCCUGGAUGCCGCUUUUCGGAGCCACACGUAGCAGUGAAGGAUUACGCCCUCCUGGUCAUCAAACGAAGGCGUGUUGAGGAGGGGAGUUGUGUGUUUUUUCCUUCUUUACUGGGCAAGACUUUACUUGGGAAAUGGCAGCACCGGCAUCGUGGAGAGGAACGGAGCUGCGGAACGGGAGAGGAAGCCAGAGCUAAAUGACAGGAUGCAUAAAGACGCCUUUCUGCAACCUUAAGACGUUUCUUCGUUUUUUUUUUUUUCCUUUUUUCCUUUGCUCAAGCGGGAAAAGUUUUCCUCCGACGAUCCACUGGAGUUUGGCUUUCGUUUCUUGAUUUGCUUUCUUUUUUCUCACACCACAAGGAUGCAUUGUGGAUUAGUUGUGAUCCUCUUAAUGAGACUCGUCUCCAUUGCACUGGCUUUCAAAAACGAUAAAUGUGGAGAUAACAUCAGAAUCACAAAUGCAAACUACCUGACGUCCCCCGGUUAUCCGCUGUCGUACUUACCGUCGCAGAAAUGCGUGUGGGUGAUCGAGGCUCCGGGACCCUACCAGCGGAUUUUAAUCAACUUCAACCCUCAUUUCGACCUGGAGGAUCGAGAAUGCAAGUAUGACUUUGUGGAGGUGCGAGAUGGUGCGGAUGAGAGCGGCCAGCUGGUGGGCAAGUACUGUGGCAAGAUCGCACCCUCGCCCAUCGUGUCAGCUGGCAACCAGCUGUACAUCAAGUUCGUAUCUGACUACGAGACGCAUGGGGCUGGCUUCUCCAUCCGCUACGAGAUCUUCAAGACUGGGCCCGAAUGUUCCAAGAACUUCAGCUCCACCAGUGGUGUCAUCAAGUCCCCGGGCUUCCCUGAGAAGUAUCCCAACAACCUGGAUUGCACCUUCAUGAUCUUCGCUCCCAAGAUGUCCGAGAUUGUGCUGGAGUUCGAGAGCUUCGAGAUGGAAGCCGAUACCAAGCCACCUGCCGGGGUUUUCUGCCGCUACGACAGGCUGGAGAUCUGGGAUGGUUUCCCUGGAGUGGGUCCACACAUCGGCCGCUACUGCGGUCAGAACACACCGGGCCGCAUCAUCUCCUACACCGGCAUCCUGGCCCUGACGAUCAACACAGACAACGCCAUCGCCAAGGAGGGCUUCUUCGCCAACUUCACCGUCAUGGAGAGGACUGUGCCAGAAGACUUCGACUGCAAGGAGCCACUGGGGAUGCAGUCCGGCGACAUCGCCUCUGACCAGAUUGUGGCCUCAUCCCAGUACAGCCUCAACUGGACCCCAGAGCGUUCCCGCCUCAACUAUGACGAGAACGCCUGGACGCCGUCCCAAGACUCUAGCAAGGAGUGGAUACAGGUGGAUCUCGGAUUUAUCCGCAUCGUUUCGGCGAUCGGGACACAGGGAGCCAUUUCCCAGGAAACCAAUAAGUCAUACUAUGUGAAGUCGUACAAGGUGGAAGUGAGCUCCAACGGCGAGGACUGGAUCAUGUUGAAGGAGGACUCCAAGCACAAGAUCUUCCUGGGCAACACCAACCCGUCCGAUGUGGUGAUAGCAGAGCUGCCCAAGCCCACGCUGACCCGCUUCAUCCGGAUCAGGGCCGUGAGCUGGGAGGGCGGCAUCGCCCUUCGGUUCGAGCUGUAUGGAUGUAAGAUCUCAGAGUACCCCUGCUUGGGCAUGCUGGGAAUGGUGUCUGGCAUGAUCUCUGAUGGUCAGAUCACAGCUUCCUCCCACAUGGAACGCACUUGGGUGUCAGAGAACGCCCGUCUGCUGAUUGGCCGCUCGGCAUGGACUCUGCCACCACAGGCCCAGCCCUACGUCAACGAGUGGCUGCAGGUGGACCUGGGCCAGGAGAAGCUGCUGAGAGGCCUCAUCAUCCAGGGCGGCAAGCACCGUGACAACAAGGUGUUCGUCCGCAAAUUCCGGGUGGGCUACAGCAAUAACGGAUCCGACUGGAAGAUGAUCCAAAAUGCCAGCGGGACUGGAAAACCUAAGAUCUUUGAGGGGAACCAGAACUAUGACACGCCAGAGCUGCGCAUGCUGGAGCCCCUGCUGACGCGCUUCCUGCGGAUUUACCCGGAGAGGGCCGCCGCAGCCGGCAUGGGGCUUCGGCUCGAGCUGCUGGGCUGCUCCAUCCCGGAGCCCACGGCCCCUCCCACCUCACCCGCCGCCUCCACUGCCACCUCUGACGAGUGUGACGAUGAGCAGGCCGGCUGUCACAGUGGCACAGGUGAUGACUACGACACGACAGGUGUUUCCACGGUGACGGAGACCACCACGGAGGUGCACACCGUUGCCGGUUACCACUGGUUUGCGUGUGACUUUGGCUGGGCUGGCAGCCCCACCUUCUGUGGUUGGACAUCAGAGAAGGACAGCAGCUUCAGGUGGCAGAUUCAGUCCAGCGGGACACCAACACUAAACACGGGGCCCAACAUGGACCACACAGGAGGCUCAGGAAAUUUCAUCUAUACCCUGGCCACCAGUGCCCAGGAGAGCGAGGUGGCACGGCUGGUGAGCCCGGUGGUGACAGCAAGGGAUACAGACCUGUGCAUCUCUUUCUGGUACCACAUGUUUGGCUCCCAUAUCGGCACCCUUCACAUCAAGCAGCGUAAGGAGUCCGCCAGCGGUGCUGCUGAUAUCCUGCUGUGGACCGUCAGCGGGCACCAGGGUAGCCGCUGGAGGGAGGGCCGGGUCCUCGUGCCCCGCUCCAGCCAGCCCUAUCAGGUCAUAAUCGAGGGUGUUGUGGAGAAGAAGAGUUGGGGUGACAUCGCAGUGGAUGACGUCAAGGUGCUGGAGGGCCUCAGCAUGGAUGACUGCAAAGACCCUGACGAUCCCACGGACUCCAUGCAACCAGACGACGAUUUAAACAUCAUCGUGGACAUCACCGACUUCCCCAACAUCGAGGACGCCAAUGAGAUCAGCGGAGCAGGGAACAUGCUGAAGACGCUGGACCCCAUCCUGAUUACUAUCAUCGCCAUGAGCGCCCUGGGCGUCUUCCUGGGGGCCAUCUGCGGAGUCGUCCUCUACUGUGCCUGCUCUCACGGCGCCAUGUCAGAUAGGAACUUGUCGGCGCUGGAGAACUACAAUUUUGAGCUGGUGGAUGGGGUGAAACUCAAGAAGGACAAACUCAACUCCUACUCGGAAGCAUGAGGGUGGGGUGGCAAGGCCCCUCUUCCCUGGAGGAAGAGCGAAGGGAACUUUCCAGUCACCCCUGUAUGUGCAGCAAAAGGCCUUGAGGUUACGACUGAGCCACGCCUUUCUCAGGAGAUGCAGUGAGCAAAACCUUUCAGUAGGAGGCGCUGUGUACAAAACUGAAGAAAAAAAAUCUGUACAGUUAGAGGAUAUUUUAAUUUAGGGGUUUUUCAGUUAAAAAAAAAUCUUCAUUUUAACAAUCGGAUGCUGGUGUUGAGACCAACUGAGACAAUGUUUAAAGUAUUUAUCGUUUUUUUCUGGAAGGAAAUUAUUUUUUAAUUUCAAAGCUGUUAUUUUUUUGUAUAAAGACAGGUAUAAAAACCCAAAAUGAACCACACUGACAAAUGUGUAGACUCACAGACCCCCACCUCCCCCCCUUGGGCCGUACAUGGUGCCUCCCACCCCCCAAGCCAGGGCUUUGACUCGUUUAGGGCCCCUUCAGUGCCUUUACUGCAUUCUAGUGGGCUUCUUUUUAUUUUGGAGUGGACGUCGCUUUUGUUUAAGAAGCUGGUCAAUCGGCCAAACAAAAGAAAAUAUAAAACCCUAGAGUGUCGUCACAACCCUACGUAUUGUACAUAAGUCUUAAUAUAUUUUGCUAUCAUUUCUUAAAUCUGCCAUGCCCCUUUUCCCUGGGUUGUGUUCUGUAAAUAAUUGGUCGUUUUGUGAAUGGUAAUUUUUCUGUUCCUUUUUUUUUUUGGAGUGAGAUGUCACGGCUCGGGUUCGAGCUGGCUUUCUUUUCCAGGGGGACCGAUGGACAGGUCCUACUGGCACCUUCUGGCUGCAUGACGCUGAUACAUGCAGGAAAACCCAGCAGGUGCUGAUGUGAAGCUGUCUGCAUUUUGGUUGGUAUCCUGGUCAGUGUUCGCUGGCCCCAUUUUGCCACAGAAAGACGUGUGUUUUGUUAUACCAGUUCACACAGUGAGUGUUUUCCUCCGGGAAGCAAGUGAGGGAAGCCGUCUGUCAGAAAGUGUAGCUGUGGUCCUCCUCAAUAACCUCUGGACUGAUAUCAGAUGCAUCUCACGCCGUGUUUGGCCGGUACCUCGCCAGUACCUGAGUUGGACGUCCUCAUCUUCUGUGCAGGGUCAUCAUCUGGAUUCCAUGGCCAAAAAAAAAACUGAGGAAGACGCCCAAAAUGCCUGUCUUUGUACCAAAAAAUAAAUUGAAGAGCUGAAUCAUUGGGCUGUUUUAUCCGUGGAGUGCUGCCCCGCCUGGACUGACCCAUGGGGACGAAAGCCGGAGAAUCCCAGGCAGUCACUCAUUGGCUGACUUUAACACCACAGCAAAUGGAAAUCAGAACGUUUUAAAACAAGCAGGGUGCUCUAGAUAUUGCUGUAGAUUAGACCUGAUGGAUGUGUCAGCAUUUCAGCGGGCAGGGUGCAUCUGGAAACUGCAUGGACACCAUAACAUCACCCCCAACCCCCCCAAAGAAGCCAGUUCAUCCUUCUGCUUUAACCACUUAACAAGUAGACUGCUUCAUGUCUUUACCAAACAAGUAUCUCCCUUCAGAUGAGGGGGGGACAUUUGCAGUGUGAUAUUACACUAUGGACCAUAGGGAGCGACAGACCUCCCCCCCACCCAGGAAGCUUACUUCUGACACUGUAUCUGACAGUCCCAACACAUGCUGUCGGUGACUGAGGAGACAAUAAUUGAUUUGUUCAUAUAUUUAGCACCCGAGAAAAAAACUACAUACCAAGCCAUUGGUCAGCCAUUCUAAUCACUCCUCGUAGGGGCUUUGUGGCUAGAUUACCCAGGGUGCAUUGCAGAUGCUGGCAGAAAUCUGCACUGCCAUUUACCAGACACUAAAUGGGGGGCAAUAUCUGACCAAUCAGAGCCUUUCUCCCUUACAGACCCAAAAGACACUUUGCGAUUGGACACGAGAUCCCGAGUGUUGUUGUGGAUAUGUUUUAUGUUUGUUUGUUUUUGUGUUUGACACCUAUAAACCCCUAUUCCCAACGAAAAUACCGGAAUGGAGUGUAGAAAAGGCCGUCAGUCUUGUCUGGUAGCUAGACGAAAACGGAUUACUGUAGGGUCACAAAAAACAAGAAACUACAUUGCACUGAUGAAUCUAUUUAAAAUGUUUAUGUGUUUAUAAUAAUCAUUUGUAAAAAAAAAAAAAAAAGACAGUGUUACAAUUUUUUCAUUUUAUAUGGUUUCAGAUUAUCUGAUAUAAUUCUGAAAUGUACAAUUAUUCAAAUGUUUUCAUUAUUGAAAAAGGUAAACAGAUUUCCUAUAGUAACGUUUCCACUUAGGUAGUAUAUUAUCGCUUUGUUUUGUAUUGUCAUAAAGACUUUGUGCAAAUUUUUUUUACAAAAAAAGAAAAAAAGCUUUUAUUUUCAAUACUGCUUCUGUAAUUUGCUGUUGUAGAAAAAGAGGGAUACACAGCAAAGCCUUAAAACUUUAAAUAACCCUUGUACUCCAACUCCCAGGUCAGAAUCACGAAAUUACCAUGUCCCAGACUAAUUUAUGACUACUACAUUCCAAAGAUUCAGCUGGAAAAUAAAUGUUUUGUUACGAUAUGGCAGAAUGGUUCUUAUUUUUCUUUUGUUGCCAUCUUUGUGUUGGAAACAUGCUCUAAACUUCAAGGUGUUUGACUGGAAAUGAGCGCGUUUCACGUGUGAGAGAGAAUUCAACCAAAGAUGUAGCAGGUUCGAUGUCUUUUGUACCGCGUACUGGACUCCUUUCUUACCGUGAUGUGCUCCCCAGACCCUGGAGGACCACUACCUUUCCAUCAGAUUCCGUAUGCACUGCCAGUGACGAUGCUGGAGGGAGCCUGAGCAGGAUCUGUCUCAAACACAGGAAAACCCCACCCUAGAAUAUAACAGGAGAGUUUUUUGUGAUUACUAGUCUACAGGAGAAUUAUGAAGAUUGUGGUGGAACACCGCCCCCGGAUCAAACAUCAGCUUUAUCUGGGUCAAUAAACAAACUCAGAAACUGAUGAUCCAGGCUCUGAUCUGAGCCAGCUUCAACAUCUAUGGGUUCCAGUUGGACUAGAUUGAACAAGCUGGCGAGGUCUAUUCCCGAUUCCAAUGUCAGACAUGAAACUUGAUCCACAGAUGUUUUUUUGUUUGUUUUUUCUUGUGCAAUAAUAAAUAUGUUUAUUAAUU
Molecule: messenger RNA, 7120 nt
Organism: Paramormyrops kingsleyae
Lineage: Eukaryota; Metazoa; Chordata; Actinopteri; Osteoglossiformes; Mormyridae
Gene: nrp1a
Product: neuropilin 1a
Biological process (GO): vascular endothelial growth factor signaling pathway; response to wounding; vascular endothelial growth factor receptor signaling pathway
Cellular component (GO): axon; focal adhesion; plasma membrane
Molecular function (GO): semaphorin receptor activity; vascular endothelial growth factor binding; vascular endothelial growth factor receptor activity
Source: RefSeq, a predicted model, not a curated record